Molecule: messenger RNA, 2745 nt
Organism: Boleophthalmus pectinirostris (great blue-spotted mudskipper)
Lineage: Eukaryota; Metazoa; Chordata; Actinopteri; Gobiiformes; Gobiidae
Gene: gja1b
Product: gap junction protein alpha 1b
Exons: 2
Coding region: 144-1295 (383 amino acids)
Biological process (GO): cell-cell signaling; heart development
Cellular component (GO): connexin complex
Molecular function (GO): transmembrane transporter activity
Source: RefSeq, a predicted model, not a curated record
GCUGUGAGGAAUUGGGGGGAGCCAAACUUUGCUCAAAACUGCGCUCACUUGGGACAAACUGUGGAUACGUCUGAGUUUGUCAGAAGUUUGUGGAGAGCGAGUCACGAGGUCUCAGCACUUUUCUGAGCUAGAGCCGUGCGAGGAUGGGUGACUGGAGUGCUCUCGGGCGCCUGCUGGACAAGGUGCAGGCCUACUCCACCGCAGGGGGCAAAGUCUGGCUGUCCGUACUCUUCAUCUUCAGGAUCCUGGUGCUUGGGACAGCUGUGGAGUCGGCCUGGGGGGACGAACAGUCGGCCUUCAAGUGCAACACGCAGCAGCCCGGUUGUGAGAAUGUGUGCUACGACAAGUCCUUCCCCAUCUCCCACGUGCGCUUCUGGGUGCUACAGAUCAUUUUUGUCUCCACGCCAACGCUGCUUUACCUGGCUCACGUCUUCUACCUGCACCGCAAAGAGCAGAAACUCAACCGCAAGGAAGAGGAGCUGAAGGUAGUGCAGAACGAUGGAGGAGAUGUGGACAUCCCGCUGAAGAAAAUCGAAAUGAAAAAGCAGAAAUACGGCAUUGAGGAGCAUGGAAAAGUCAAGAUGAAAGGAGCCCUGUUGAGGACAUACAUUGUGAGCAUAUUCUUCAAGUCUCUGUUUGAGGUGGGUUUCUUGGUGAUUCAGUGGUACAUCUAUGGCUUCAGCCUGUCUGCUGUGUACACGUGCGAGCGCUCCCCGUGUCCUCACAGAGUGGACUGUUUCCUGUCCCGGCCCACAGAGAAGACCGUCUUCAUUAUCUUUAUGCUGGUAGUAUCUCUGGUGUCUCUUCUGCUCAAUGUUAUCGAGCUCUUCUAUGUUUUAUUUAAAAGAAUCAAGGAUCGUGUCAAAGGUCAGCAGCUGCCCCCAGCACUUUUUCCUGGUGGGACCAUGAGCACUUCUCCAAAAGAACUGUCCACCACCAAGUACGCCUACUAUAACGGUUGUUCCUCCCCAAGUGCCCCUCUGUCCCCUCCAGGAUACAAGCUGGCCACAGGUGAGCGAGGCACAGGCUCUGUCCGAAACUACAACAAACAGGCCAAUGAACAGAACUGGGCAAACUACUCCACUGAGCAGAGCCGGCUGGGGCCAACUGGUGGAGGUAGCACCAUCUCCAACUCACAUGCACAGGCCUUUGACUUCCCCGAUGACACAGUGGAGCACAAGAAAAUGCCCCCUCCAGGCCCCGAGCUGCACCCCCUCUCCCUGCUAGACCCCAGACCCUGCAGUCGCGCCAGCAGCCGCAUGAGCAGGGCCCGACCUGACGAUCUGGAUGUGUGAACACAGUCAUAAGAGAGCUCCAGAGGUGUAUGUAACACUGUCAAAGGUACAAGUCUGAACUACCUUUAGUGGCACUAACAGAGGAAACCAGGAGGACUACACACUUCUUAGACUAGUCACGUCUACCGCUGGAUAUUGUUUUGUCCAUAUACACUACAUUAAUACAUUGUCUUUACUUAUGCCUUUACUACUCAUAUCUUUAUGUUAACUAACCAUUUUCACUGAUGACUUUGGGUUAUUGGUUAUUAUUGACAAAAACGUCCCCUAAAAUAAAAAAUAAAAAAAGAUAUGUCCUAUCUAUGUAAUGUAAAGCACAAAUGUAUGCAGAACAGCCCCUGAGCCACAGUGGCACUAGAGAUUGCUCUUGUGUAAAGAACUUUAUGUAAAUACGAAAAUGACACAUUAAACAAACUACAAACUUGACUGACAAACAUUAAUAAAUCUUAGGAGGCCAUCUUUUCCACAGAUGAUGUGCCAUACUGACAUGCAUAAUUCUUCAUUUCUUUCAGCUUUUAUAGUUAAAGACAGGCAUUAUACCAUAUCUCAACAAUGUCUAAACAGCUUCUACAUUAAACCAUGUUUUGAUACAGAAUGCCAACAAUCAUCUGAAGGUUUUUAUCUGAUCUCAAAGACAAUCGGCUACUAUGGGAGCGAUCUAGUUACAUUUUUACAUGAAUUAUACUCAUGGUUUACAUGAUACUCAAAAUCCUUUAACUGGAACUUUUUAUGCUUACAUGGUCCAAGAGAGAACAUAUUAUUGGUUUAUAAAUAUGAUUUUGUUAUUUCUUGAAGCCACUACCAGUAAAAUGUGAGCGCGGACAAAAGCAAUCUCAAAGUGCGUAUUUAUUCGGAUGAAUCUUACUGAUGUUCUGUUACUUCCUGAGAGACUUGGAAUUUACGUGCUGUCAUCCUGUGUUAUUGUUUCUUGUUUUCACCAGUGUCUUUUUAAUGAUGAUGUAAGUUUUGCUGCUUAAAGAUAGUUUUAGUACUGUAUCCAGCUAACUGCAUCACUAAACCUGUUCGUUUGUAGAGGACUGCCUAAACAUCUAGACUAAUAUUUAGUCAGCUCACAAACAUUCUCCAUAGAUUUGACAAACUUUUGAUCCAGUCCUACUUGUGGGUUUCUUCUCUUUCAUUUGAACUUUAAGUAAUGUUAGCUUUGAUUUUGGGUACGUCUGUGUUUGUAGUUCUGUCAUGGAUCUUCCAGCUGUAAUGGCAUUUGCACUGAGAUUCUGGUGAGAUGUACUAUAAGGCACACAGUGAGAUGUUGAUGUUACUAAUUUAUUUGAUGCAGUGCCUAAUACCUGAAGUGUCUGGAGGAGAGUUCUUCCACUGAACUGAAGACUCUGUUUAUUGUGAUCCACUGUUACAAUGUAACAGCAUGAUACUGUAGAUUCAAACUGUAUUUGUGGAUAAAAUGUUUUAACCAAUAAAAUGUGUCUUUCCUAAA